AAAACCCGGGCCGGGAUAGGGCGCGGGGCAGCGCGUCGGGACGUCCCUCGCGUAGGGCCCGACGGCGCCUGCGCGCUGCGCGGCCGGCCGGGGCGCCGGGGUGCUGGGGGUGGGGCGGGGGUAGGUGUAGCCUCUUUGCCUCAUUGUCCCUUAGCGUCGCCCGGACAUCGCGCGGGUCGCUCGCACCAUGAAGAUCUGGACUUCGGAACAUGUCUUUGACCACCCAUGGGAAACUGUUACCACAGCUGCAAUGCAGAAAUACCCAAACCCUAUGAACCCGAGUGUGGUUGGAGUUGAUGUAUUGGACAGACAUAUAGAUCCCUCCGGAAAGUUGCACAGCCAUAGACUUCUCAGCACAGAGUGGGGACUGCCUUCCAUUGUGAAGUCUCUUAUUGGUGCAGCAAGAACCAAAACAUAUGUGCAAGAACAUUCUGUAGUUGAUCCUGUAGAGAAAACAAUGGAACUUAAAUCUACUAAUAUUUCAUUUACAAAUAUGGUUUCAGUAGAUGAGAGACUUAUAUACAAACCACAUCCUCAGGACCCAGAAAAAACUAUUUUGACUCAGGAAGCCAUAAUCACUGUGAAAGGAGUCAGCCUUAGCAGUUACCUUGAAGGACUGAUGGCAAGUACCAUAUCUUCAAAUGCUAAUAAAGGCCGAGAAGCAAUGGAAUGGGUAAUACAUAAAUUAAAUGCCGAGAUUGAAGAACUCACGGCUUCAGCAAGAGGAAGCAUAAUGACUCCAAUGGCGGCAGCAGCAUUUGUAGAAAAAUGAUAAUACAAGUUGGUAGACAACGUUGGGUCCCCCAGGUCCCUCCAAGCUGGCAACAUAUUUAUUUGUUAUUUAAAAAAUACAACUAUAUUUUAGGUAGAAUUUUUUUUAAUAAGCUGAUUUAAGGCUAUGUGUCUUUUGAUCAAAACAGAUACAGGGCUUCUAAAUAAAAGGGAUCAUCUGAAAUUAGUUUUGUUUGAAAUGGCUGUCUAAUUUUAAGGUUUCCAGUAUUUAUAUGAAAAUUUAACAGUUUUCUUAAAAGUACUUGGAAAUUGGUAUUGACAUUGAAUCUCCUUAAGGUAGAAUUUUAAAGCUUUUCUUGCAUUGGAACUCUACCUGGCUUUGGACCAACCCCAGAACAAAGCAGAGCCACCUCUUACACACGAUUGCCCUGCUGCUGUAACUUCAACAGCUUGCGUGAGAGAACUCACUUUAAAAGGAGAAAUUAUAUACUUCUAAAAGAUAUUAAUUUGUAUAAAAUAACUUGCUCUGCUAUAAACCACCAUUAAAAACCAGUGUUUUGGUUUUGUACUUAAGUAUUUUUGGAGUGAAAAUUACCUCUGAAGUAAUAUAUAACUCCAACAAAAAUAAAGUUUUAUUGUAUUAAAAAGUACUGUAUUGAUUUGCCAAAGUUUUGUGACUUAGUAAAGGUAUUACCUUCCUUGGAUUUGUACUUUGUGAUUUAGUGUGCUGUGCCGUGGGCUGGUUAUGUUAACUGAAAAAAUAAAUUCAUUACCUGAGUUUUGCAGCACUCUAAACUUAAAAAGAACAGCUGUUCACAUCUUUUAGCAAUUCACAUUUGCCUAACUCAUAAAUUGCCAUGUGUCAAAAUCAUGGUUUUGUAAUUGCUAACGCAUGAUAUGUCAGGUUAUUUGAAUAUAAUUACUUUUUGAAGUAAUUGUGACCACAAAACAUCUUUUUUACAUGAAGAGCUGUACAUCAUUUGAAAUUACUCAAGUGAUGUCUUGAUCCGAAGCAUAAACCCCAGGUACUUAAUGUUUUUAAUAAUACGGUGCCACUGUGAGAGGUGGGGGCGGUGAGGAAGAACAAAGAAUAAUUGGGGUGGGGGGAAGAUUGGCCUAAACUAACCACUAAGUAAAUUGCACUGCAGCUUUUAUUUAUGGGAAAUCCUUAUUUUGGAUGCCAGAGAGCAGCUGCAAACUGAAAAACAAUCCAGUAAAUGUACUUUGUUUCAUAUUUUGUAGGAGGCAAUGAUCAACCACGAAGUAAUAUCUUUGAUAUAUGCAUUUGUUGCAUACAGAGUAUUUUUGUUAAAAGGUGAUUAGCUCUUGCCUUUGUUUUACAGUGCUUAGUGGGAUAAACUAGUAAGAUUUCCUAUAAAAGAGACCAGUUAACAUUUGCAUAAACCACAGAAGUAGUAUAACAAACUAUUCUAAAAUUAUUGUUUUUCUACUUAAGAUAUUCAGGUUAAGGUUUCCUAGGACAUUUGUAAAAAGAGGUGAAAUUCGAUAAAGUUUUUUUUUUUUUUUUGUAACCAGAGAUGGUUUUUACAACUGAAAUAACAUGUCAGCAAAACAAAACGUUCUAAAUAUUGAUAUUUGAUAAAAGGCUGCCUUGUAUAAUUUCUGUAAAUUACACUUGUUCUGGAAAAGGUGUAAUGCCAUAAUGAUAAAAGAUUUUUAAGCAAAUCGUAAUCCUUAAUUUGAUUUUUAAAAAUUCUGAUCUAAUGAGAAAAUUCUAUAAAUUUUUAUUUUCCAAUGCAGUUAAUUAUCUCUUUCUAAAUAGCUGGUAAUUCAUAGCUUUUACCUGUUAAAAUAUAAAUACACAGUAAGCAAAUGCAUUUAAGAGGACUAAACUGGAAUAAAGUAUUCAUAAAUGAAACUUGGACUACUGAGCAUCUAACCCUAUUUAAUAUUAAAAAUGAACUCAUAUGAAUUAAGAAAAACCUUGUUAAUAAAAACUUUCCUUUAACUAUAA
Lemur catta (Ring-tailed lemur) is the source of this 2707-nucleotide messenger RNA. It is a transcript of the gene PRELID3B, whose product is annotated as PRELI domain containing 3B. NCBI's taxonomy places the organism in Eukaryota, Metazoa, Chordata, Mammalia, Primates, Lemuridae. Gene Ontology annotation, molecular function: phosphatidic acid transfer activity. Gene Ontology annotation, cellular component: mitochondrial intermembrane space. The record is from RefSeq and is a predicted model, not a curated record. The transcript has 6 exons. Gene Ontology annotation, biological process: phospholipid transport. Bases 188 to 772 code for a protein of 194 amino acids.